AUGCUGUUGGGAAUGAGCGCCUGUGGCAGGAAGGCGCUGACCCUCCUCAGCAGCGUCUUCGCCGUCUGUGGCCUCGGCCUCCUGGGCAUCUCCGUCAGCACCGACUACUGGCUCUACCUGGAGGAGGGCAUCGUCCAGCCACAGAACCAGACGGCGGAAAUCAAGCUAUCGCUGCACUCGGGGCUCUGGAGGGUCUGCUUUCUGGCAGGGAUGGAGCGUGGCCGGUGCUUCACUAUCGAGUACGUCAUGCCCAUGAACAUCCAGCUGACGUCUGAAUCCACAGUCAACGUCCUGAAGAUGAUCCGCUCUGCCACCCCCUUCCCUCUGGUCAGCCUCUUCUUCAUGUUCAUCGGCUUCAUCCUGAGCAACAUUGGCCACAUUCGGCCUCACAGGACCAUCCUCGCCUUCGUCUCGGGGAUAUUCUUCAUCCUAUCGGGUCUGUCGCUGGUGGUGGGGCUGGUCCUCUACAUAUCCAGCAUUAACGACGAGAUGCUGAACAGGACCAAGGACUCAGAAACGUUCUUCAAUUACAAAUACGGCUGGUCGUUUGCCUUCUCUGCCAUCUCGUUCCUUCUCACAGAGAGCGCCGGGGUGAUGUCUGUUUACCUGUUCAUGAAGCGAUACACGGCCGAGGACAUUUACCGACCUCACCCCGGCUUCUACCGUCCCCGUCUGAGCAACUGCUCCGACUACUCGGGGCAGUUCUUGCACCCGGAUGCGUGGGCACGGGGACGCAGCCCUUCGGAUAUCUCCAGCGAGGCGUCCCUGCAGAUGAACAGUAACUACCCGGCUCUGCUCAAGUGCCCCGACUACGACCAGAUGUCCUCGUCCCCGUGCUGA
Messenger RNA from Apaloderma vittatum (bar-tailed trogon), 840 nucleotides. It is a transcript of the gene CACNG5, whose product is annotated as calcium channel, voltage-dependent, gamma subunit 5. The transcript is spliced from 5 exons. Gene Ontology annotation, molecular function: voltage-gated calcium channel activity; channel regulator activity. Lineage: Eukaryota; Metazoa; Chordata; Aves; Trogoniformes; Trogonidae. The coding region runs from base 1 to 840 and encodes 279 amino acids. Gene Ontology annotation, cellular component: AMPA glutamate receptor complex; postsynaptic density membrane. Gene Ontology annotation, biological process: calcium ion transport; positive regulation of synaptic transmission, glutamatergic; neurotransmitter receptor internalization. The record is from RefSeq and is a predicted model, not a curated record.